UUGCCUUUUUCUCCUAAUGACAGUUGACCUUUAAAAAACUCUCUUCAAACCCACGUCUCUCUCUCUCUCUCUCUCUCUCUGUCUCUCACACCCUUCUGAUUUUGAUAUACCUUCUUCCUCCUCAUCUUCUGCCCCCCAAUUUCCUUUGCUUUCUCAUCCUUCAUUGAUCAUUCUUCCCUCAAAAGUGAAAAUUACCCACAUUCUGAAUUCCCAGAAGAAACUCGAAAGAACUAUGUCGUUUAACCAGCUGCAGGAGGAGGACGAUGAGGCCACUUUGGAGCAGACCCUUUUGGUGGUCCGGGAGGUGGCCGUCUACAAAAUUCCGCCCCGGCCCACCUCCGGCGGUUAUAAGUGUGGAGAUUGGCUCCAGUCCGACAAGAUCUGGUCGGGUCGCCUUCGGGUCGUUUCAUGCAAGGCCCGCUGCGAGAUCCGGCUCGAGGACCCGGCAUCGGGGGACCUCUUCGCCGCCUGCUUCGUCUUACCCGGCCAGCCCCGCGAGAGCUCCGUUGAGACCGUCCUCGACUCGUCACGCUACUUCGUCCUCAAGAUCGAGGACGGCCAGGGCAAGCACGCCUUCGUGGGGCUCGGCUUCGCGGAGCGCAACGAGGCUUUCGACUUCAACGUGGCGCUCUCCGACCACGACAAGUACGUCCGGAGAGAGCACGAGAAGAACGAGAGUGGGGAGGCCACUGACGAUACCCACAUCGAUAUCCAUCCCGCUGUUAAUCAUAGAUUGAAGGAAGGAGAAACAAUCCGGAUAAAUGUGAAGCCCAAAGUCAAACCAACUAGUGGAACUGGUAUGCUUUCAGCGGCUGGUCUGACAGGGGGGCUUUCUGGAACUGGAAAGCCUAAAGCUUUGGGCCUUGCCCCACCACCCACUGGGGUGGGAAAAAUUAGGUCUCCACUCCCUCCCCCUCCCAAUGAUCCUGUUGCUGCUCGGAUGACCUCUGCCAAUCACCACGGGGUCGAUCUCAAGGAAUCUAAGGAAAAUGUGAGGCAUUCUAAUGAUCCUUUGACAGACCUUUCUCCACUUGAGAGAAAUCUUCCUUUGGCAACUGGAUCAGGAUCGAAGACGGCGGCAUCGGGUUGGGCAGCUUUUUGAUUGUGUGAGCAUUUAUUAAUUGUGAUUGAGAUCCUUGUUUGAUGUCUUUUGAAAAAAAAAAAAAAGUAACAAAAGAAAAUGAGAAUGAAAAAAAUAGAAAGUAAAUAUCUCUGGAAAAUAAUGUUCCCUGGAAUAUACCUAUAUAUGCUUCUUUUGUCCCACUUGAACUUAUAAGAUCUUAGUUAUAUAGCAAAGGCUUAUUUUUCUUUUC
Carya illinoinensis is the source of this 1313-nucleotide messenger RNA. RefSeq lists its product as uncharacterized. The coding region runs from base 233 to 1102 and encodes 289 amino acids. The transcript is spliced from 3 exons. Gene Ontology annotation, cellular component: membrane; clathrin vesicle coat. The record is from RefSeq and is a predicted model, not a curated record. NCBI's taxonomy places the organism in Eukaryota, Viridiplantae, Streptophyta, Magnoliopsida, Fagales, Juglandaceae. Gene Ontology annotation, biological process: endocytosis.